This is a messenger RNA of Rhineura floridana, 2887 nucleotides long. RefSeq names its product PDZ domain containing 4 (gene PDZD4). The record is from RefSeq and is a predicted model, not a curated record. Lineage: Eukaryota; Metazoa; Chordata; Lepidosauria; Squamata; Rhineuridae. The coding region runs from base 1 to 2154 and encodes 717 amino acids. The transcript is spliced from 8 exons. Gene Ontology annotation, molecular function: protein binding.
AUGGGAUGUAACAUGUGUGUGGUGGAAAAGCCUGAAGAACAAUAUAGGGUCAUGCUUCAGGUGAAUGGUCGGGAGUUGUCCCGUCUCUCACAGGAGCAGACCCUUGAAGCCCUGAGGUGCUCCAAAGAGCCUCUGGUCAUCCAGGUGUUGCGGCGCAGUCCCCGCAGCCGGGGUGGUGCCAGUGAGGGAACCGCCCUCCAAGGGGACCCCACAACGUUGGUGGACAGUGGAACUCAGACGGACAUCACCUUUGAACAUCUAAUGGGGCUAGGCAGGAUGCGGCCCCCAAGCCCCCCAGCUGUGACACUGGAACCUUAUGGGCUGCCUGAUCUCCCCUCGAUCGGGCAUGAAUAUUAUGACCCUGUGGAAUUCAUGGAAGGAGGCGCCCCAGAGACUGAGCGGGCAGAGGAGCUGGAAUAUGAGGAGGUGGAGUUGUACAAAUCCAGUCACCGGGACAAGCUGGGCCUGAUGGUUUGUUACCGAACUGAUGACGAGGACGAUGUAGGCAUCUACGUUGGAGAGGUAAAUCCUAACAGCAUUGCUGCCAAGGAUGGACGAAUUCGGGAGGGAGAUCGCAUAAUCCAGAUAAAUGGCAUGGAGGUACAAAAUCGGGAGGAGGCUGUAGCAAUUCUCACCCAGGAGGAGCGUACAAAUAUUUCUCUGCUGCUGGCUAGGCCUGAGACUGAGCUGUCCAAGCGCUGGAAGGACAGUGACCGUGAGGAUUUCCUGGAUGACUUUGGCUCUGAGCAUGAAGCUGGAACAAAACCCCGACAGCUCCUGUCUCCUCCAGACCAACAGGUAUGUGACCCAGAAGGGGAAAAUGAACCUCUACAAGAAAAGCCUCCUGGGGAUCCUGCCACUCCCCUGACUAACAGCCAGGAGCUGGACAGUGGUGUUGGCCGCACCGAUGAAAGCACCCGCAACGAGGAGAGCUCUGAACAUGACCUCCUAGGAGAUGAAGCACCCAGUGUUGCCAACACCCCCGGGAGCCUGCGAAAGUUUGGGUCUAGCCUGCAGCCCCGUGACUUCCACUACAGUAUGGACUCACUGCUGGCAGGAGAACCGCCUAGCGCUGUGGGCACUGACAUGAUGCCAGGGCUUACAGAUGAGGAGUAUGAACGCUACCGUGAGCUGCUGGAGCUUAAGUGUCACCUAGAGAAUGGCAAUGAUCCGGGCCUGAUGAGUGCUGCCCUGGACGUCAACCGCAAUGAGGUAGCCUUGCUCGAGGAGGAGCUCCGUCACCUGGAAUUCAAGUGCCGCAAUAUCCUGCGAGCACAGAAGAUGCAGCAGUUACGGGAGCGUUGCAUGAAGGCCUGGUUGCUGGAGGAGGAAGGACUGUAUACCUUGGAAGGGGAACCUAAGAAACACGAGUUGUCUGACAUCACUGAGCUGCCAGAGCGCUCGGAUAAGGACAGCACCAGUGCCUACAACACUGGGGAGAGCUGCCGAAGCACCCCCUUGCUGGAGAGCCCUUUGCGCCGCUUGGCCGAGCACCCCAACCUCAACCGGACUGCCCCACCUUCACCGCCACAGCCCAAAUUCCGUCGGGAAGAGCGGGUACGGCGUAGCCCCAAAGCAGCCGGGGAAGGCAGCCCUUACUUGAGUCGGCGGCAGAGGGAAGAGCUGCCUGCUCCCAUCAGCCCUAUGAGCUUAGCCAGCAUAUGCAAAGACUCUCUUGGGGGCAAAGGAGAGCCCCGCAUGGAAUGGAAAGUGAAGGUCCGCAGCGAUGGCACGCGCUACGUGGCCAAGAGGCCAGUGAGGGACAGGCUGCUCAAAGCCAGGGCCAUGAAGAUCCGCGAGGAACGUAGCGGCAUGACUACAGACGAUGAUGCUGUCAGCGAGAUGAAGAUGGGGCGGUACUGGAGCAAGGAGGAGCGGAAGCAGCACUUGAUCCGUGCCCGUGAGCAGCGGAAGCGCCGCGAGUUUAUGAUGCAGAGCCGGCUUGAGUGCUUGAGGGAACGGGAAGGUAGUGAAGCCCGGGGAGUGUCUGGUGAGGUCAACAUCUUGGCCCUGAGUCACCGCAAAACCAUGAAGAAACGGAGCCGGCGUAUCCUGGAUAACUGGAUAACCAUUCAAGAGAUGCUGGCACAUGGCACCCGCUCAGCUGACGGACGCAGGGUUUACAACCCACUGCUGUCUGUCACCACCGUUUGAGGGCAUCGGAAGAGAGCUGCGGUGUUCUCUUUCCCUCCAGGUGUGCUAGAGACAGAAUAGAUGGGUCAAUCUCUUUGAACACACCAGGGAAACUUUUAUUAUUUGCCGUCUGAGCUCUGUGGAGCUAGGAAGGGCCCUACUCUUUGAACCUCAUUUAGAGUGGACAGUAAGCUCAGCAUCCCUUCCUGCCUUAAGAACUAGGGAGCAAGAGGGGGCCAUAGCCCUGAGGACUUGCUUCAGAGAGGUCCAGUUUUUUCCACCACUGGAUGUGCAAACAGUCUGUAUUGAAGGUGUUUGCGCAGGGUGACUCUUUCACCCAACUCUUAUGGAUAGCUUUUGCCAGCUUAUCUCCCUGCAAAUUACAUUCAGAAGCACAAGGAAUCAGCUGUUUUACAUACAGUGUGCAGAGCACAAGGGAAGUGGGAAGGCUCACCCCGUACAGGUCGCCGAGACCAGAAAGACACCUCCCACACAGACACACACGGGAUGUUGUGACAUCUUUCUCGUUUUCUUUCUCUCUCUUUUCUCUUUUGUGGUUGUGGCUCUCAAUUUCUUUUUCAUUUCUCUAUUUGAAUGGAAGCUUGGGCCCUGGCGGCUCAUCCCACAAGCGACUGCUGGUCCUCUUCCUGCAUUUUCUGUCAUCUGAUUAUCCCACCCACCUGCCCCAUGGAGGGGGUGGCAGCUUAGCAGGGGGAGACUGUGGAACAAAUAGCUUGUGGUAAAAACCCUGUAU